Messenger RNA from Capsicum annuum, 2396 nucleotides. RefSeq names its product putative phospholipid:diacylglycerol acyltransferase 2. The transcript is spliced from 6 exons. The coding region runs from base 193 to 2226 and encodes 677 amino acids. The record is from RefSeq and is a predicted model, not a curated record. NCBI's taxonomy places the organism in Eukaryota, Viridiplantae, Streptophyta, Magnoliopsida, Solanales, Solanaceae. Gene Ontology annotation, biological process: lipid metabolic process. Gene Ontology annotation, cellular component: cytoplasm.
GAAAAAAAAAAAACUCUGAUUUUGUUGUUUUUGAGACAACAACAUCAAUGUCUUGAAUUAACUACCAUUUUCUUGAGUUUUCCUUGAAUGGGUUGUUGCCAUUUCUUGGAAAGUGUAGUCUUGGCAUGUUGAUUUGAGCUACUUUUGUUGUUUUUGAGACAUAAAACUUAUCAAAAUCUUGAAUUUUUUCCAAUGGCUGCAAUUCUCAGGUUUAGGAAGUUGUGUUUUCUUGAACCAGUGAAAUCAUUUGAGAAACCAAAAAAUGAUGAAAAACAAUCUUUUGAACAACACCCAGAAAUUGAAAGAGUUUUAGAGAAACCAAAGUCCAAGAAGACCAAAAAACAGCCUAAAGAAUGGAGGUGUUUAGAUAGUUGUUGUUGGUUAAUUGGCUACUUGUGUACAAGUUGGUGGCUGCUUCUGUUUUUGUGCAAUUUUUUGCCUGGACUUAGAGUCCCUGAAGCUCCUGGUGUUCGACUUAAACGCGAUGGAUUAACCGCUCUACAUCCUGUUGUUUUGGUACCUGGCAUUGUCACUGGUGGCCUUGAGCUUUGGGAAGGAAGGCCUUGUUCUGAAGGAUUGUUUCGAAAAAGGCUAUGGGGUGGUAGUUUUACUGAAAUAUUCAAAAGGCCUUUAUGUUGGUUGGAGCACUUAUCAUUGGAUAACGAAACGGGGCUUGAUCCACCGGGGAUUCGAGUCCGAGCAGUUCCAGGACUUGUAGCAGCUGAUUAUUUUGCACCAGGUUACUUUGUUUGGGCUGUUCUUAUUGAGAAUUUGGCAAAAAUUGGGUAUGAACAGAAGAAUAUGUACAUGGCUGCUUAUGACUGGAGACUUUCCUUCCAAAAUACCGAGAUCAGGGACCAAGCGCUGAGUAGGCUGAAGAGCAAAAUCGAGCUUAUGUACGUAACAAAUGGUUACAAGAAAGUGGUAGUAGUGCCUCAUUCAAUGGGAGUUAUCUAUUUCCUUCACUUCCUUAAAUGGGUUGAAGCGCCUCCUCCGGUUGGAGGUGGCGGCGGUCCGGAUUGGUGUGCCAAACACAUUAAAGCUAUCAUGAAUAUCGGCCCGGCAUUUCUGGGCGUUCCGAAGACUGUUGCCAAUAUAUUGUCUGCUGAAGGAAGAGAUGUUGCCUUUGUCAGAGCGAUGGCUCCUGGUUUGCUGGACUCUGAGACCUUUGGUUUUCAAACACUUCAACACAUUAUGCGAGUUUGUCGAACAUGGGACUCCGUCGUUUCCUUGCUACCGAGAGGAGGAGAGACUAUAUGGGGUGACUUGAAUCGGUCUCCAGAAGUAGAAAACAUAUGCUAUACAUCGAAGGCACGAUACUUACAAUCUUCUUCAAAAGAAAGCAAUGGCAAUGACACCGAUGCUAGGAGGAGUUUCCACGUGAAGGAGCUGCCGAGAUAUGGUAGAAUAGUUUCAUUUGGCAAGGAAAAAUCAGAAUUACCUUCUUCACAGCUCUCGAUUAUCGAUUCAAAGGAAUUCGUGCGUGAGGGGGGCGCAUCCAGAAAUUCCAACACGUCAUGUGGAGAAAUAUUGUCGGAGUAUGACGAGAUGAGUCGCAAAAGCAUCAAGAAAGUUGCUGAAAAUGAUGCAUACACAGCAAGAACCGCAUUAGAUCUUCUUCGGUUUGUGGCACCGAAAAUGAUGAAACGUGCUGAGGCACACUUCUCUCACGGAAUAGCAGAUGACCUUGAUGAUCCAAAGUACGCCCAUUACAAGUAUUGGUCAAAUCCACUUGAAACCAAGUUGCCGGAUGCUCCGGAUAUGGAGAUAUACUGUUCAUAUGGAGUGGGAAUUCCGACAGAGAGAUCAUACGUCUACAAGCUGUCAUCUUCGGAUAAAUGCAAGAGCAUUCCUCUUCAAAUCGAUAGCUCAGCAUACGGAAGUGACAACGGGUGCUUGAAGGGUGGAGUACACUUUGUAGAUGGCGACGAGAGUGUACCUGUCGUGAGCGCUGGCUUCAUGUGCGCGAAAGGAUGGCGAGGCAAGACACGUUUCAACCCCUCAGGCAUCUCAACGUACGUAAGAGAAUACCAACACAAGGCACCGGCGAGUAUACUAGAAGGCAGAGGCAUGGAGAGUGGCGCCCACGUUGACAUCAUGGGAAACGUCGCCUUGAUUGAGGAUGUCCUACGAGUCGCUGCUGGUGCCACCGGUGCUGAGUUGGGUGGCGAUAGGAUCUACUCGGAUAUCAUGAAAAUGUCCGAGAGGAUAAAUAUUCGGCUUUAACCGCCACAAUGCGAUUUUGAUAAGAGAUAUGAGAGUAGAACAGCAAAAACUAUAUUGAGGUAUACUGAUUCAGACAAUCAAAGCAUGGGAUGAGCAAAGUGGGGAACUUUUUUGCAUUGAUUGUUAGUUUCUAACUAUGAUGUUGGGCGGUGGGGUGGGGGGCAUUGGGG